AUGGCGGCGGCACGUAUGCAAAGGUGGGCAUUGCUUUUGUCUGCACACAACUACACUAUUGAGUACAAAAGAGCCGAACAUCACGGAAAUGCUGAUGGUCUUUCCCGUCUGCCAUUGCACGUAGAACAUAGAGAAAAGAACGAUGCUGUAGAGCUGUUCUACCUCGGACAGAUGGAAAAACUCCCUGUUAGUGCCACUGAUAUUAGAAGAGAGACUAUGAGCGACUUUAUUUUGGCUACAGUGGUCGAAAUGGUUCUACAAGGAACUCAAGCUAUCAGCCUGACAGAUAAUAAUGAACUCUCACCUUUCAUCUCCAAACGCAGUGAGCUGUCUGUUCAACAUGGAUGUUUGAUGAGGGGUAUGAGAGUUGUGGUUCCACACAAACUACAGAAAAGAGUGCUGGAAGAACUGCACACUGGACAUCCAGGAAUUGUCAGAAUGAAAGCCAUUGCUUGUAGCUAUGUGUGGUGGCCGCGUCUGGAUGCUGACAUUGAGUUGCAAGUGAAAAUGUGUCAGUCAUGCCAACAAAUACAGAAAAUGCCAUCACAAGCACCUUUCCAUCCAUGGGAAUGGCCAAGUAAACCAUGGGAGCGCAUACAUGUAGAUUUUGCUGGGCCAUGUGAGGGUCACAUGUAUCUAGUCGUGGUCGAUGCGCAUUCAAAGUGGCCUGAGGUGCAAGUCAUGACAUCAAUGACAGCAGAGAAAACCAUUGAUGUUUUGAGGAACAUGUUCAGUCAUUAUGGUCUGCCUGAAGUCAUUGUGAGUGAUAAUGGACCACAAUUUGUCUCUCAGGAGUUUGCGAGUUUCCUGAAAACCAAUCACGUGAAGCAUAUUCGUUCCGCUCCUUAUCACCCAUCAACAAAUGGGCAGGCUGAGAGGUUUGUUCAGUCACUAAAACAAGCACUGAAAGUUUCUAAGGGAUCUUCUACUCUACAAAAAAGGCUGGAAACAUUCCUGCUGACAUACCGCAACACACCACACCCAACGACAAAAGAGUCCCCUUCCUAGUUGUUUAUGGGACGCCAGUUGCGCACACGUCUUGAUGCCCUAAAACCCAGUGUGACAGCAGCAGUGCGGCUCUCCCAAGUAUCUCAAAUUCUCCGCAGAGAAGGUCGUUUGAGACCAAGACAGUUUGGAGUAGGUGAUGCUGUGCUUGCUCGUGAUUACAGGGGAAGAGAGAAAUGGACAUCAGGAGUGGUGACGGCUCAAAGUGGUCCAGUAUCCUAUACUGUGGAUGUGGGUACUUCUGAGGAAUGGAGGCGUCAAGCUGAUCAACUUUUGUCCAUUCCAAAAUAAACAGCUGAAAAGCUUUCAACAGACUUGCCUGAUAACAAGAAUGUGUCUGCCCCUGUACAGACCUCUGCAGAUGCCACUUCUUCUGCAUCACUAACAAGGGAACAAGAUGUUAACAAUGACAUAUCAGAAGAGUGUCAGACACAACAUGACAUUACACCAACACAGAUUAGACGUUAUCCAGCAAGAGUGAUUAAACCACCCAACCGUCUGACAUUAUAAGAAAACAGAAGCUGCUGAAUUAAGCUAUAAUUAGUUAUGUUAGUGAGCCUGUUCUGAUCUGGGGCAGAAUAAUCCCCGAACUGGCUCGAGGCAAGAGGCAGUCUACCCUCUACCUCUAGAGUAAAAUAGAUAAAGGUAUUAUAGUUGUGUUUUUGAAAAAUGUUUUUGAGUUGUUUCUGUUUAAGAGGGGAGGAAAUG
Molecule: messenger RNA, 1713 nt
Organism: Danio rerio (zebrafish)
Lineage: Eukaryota; Metazoa; Chordata; Actinopteri; Cypriniformes; Danionidae
Source: RefSeq, a predicted model, not a curated record